Molecule: messenger RNA, 4556 nt
Organism: Brassica rapa (field mustard)
Lineage: Eukaryota; Viridiplantae; Streptophyta; Magnoliopsida; Brassicales; Brassicaceae
Product: filament-like plant protein 6
Source: RefSeq, a predicted model, not a curated record
UUCUGUUAAACAUAGUUGACAUCGUCUAAAUCGAUGUGUAAAAUCUGUAAAUUUCAAAAGUUUUUGUAUUUAAUAGAAAAUAAAAAUUAGUUUGUAUAUUAAACGGAGAUCCAAAAAUAGUUAGUGUAUUUUAUUAGAAAAUGAAAAAUAGUUUGUGUAUUUAAAAAAAAAAAUUAUUUUCAAAAUUUAAACAUGUGUUAAUUAAACAUGAACACCCUCGUCACUGCCGCUAAAUAUAGUUAAUGCCGUCUAAAACUACGUAUAAAACCUGCGAAUUUCAAAAGUUUAUGUAUUUAAUAGGCAACAAAAAUUAGUACUUGUAUUAAACAGGGAUCUAAGAUAGUUUGUGUAUUUUUUUUUGUCGGGGAUUUAUUUAGAUAUUACAAUUAUGAGAAGAUUACAAAGACGAUUCGAUAACCGACAAUACUACCUGCCUUAUGAGGAUCUAUACCUAACUGCAUCAUUGGAGCCGUCUUAUGAAGAUCACGUCUGACCGGAUUUACUUGCACCAUGUUGAGAAACCCUUUUAACUCUUUCUUCCGUAAUCGCAUAAUUGUUAAAUAAAUCGUUUGCUCCGGGAAUUGAAACCUAGAUUUCAUGUGCAAUCUGCAAGAAAUUGCAUGGUCUGGGAUUUGAACCCUAGACCUGAGUAUAGUAGCAUUUAAACCAUCAUCACCAAACUACGAUACUUCCACAAAUAGUUUGUGUAUUUUAUUAGGAAAUAAAAGUUUGUUCGUGUAUUUUUAAGGAAUUUUUCCUUAUUCGUUCAAAAAGGACUCGUUGAGUUAAAUAUGUUAGGUUGAGAGGGCCCCUUAUUCUCAUAGUUAUUAUUACGAAAACAAAGAUUUUAUGUUGAUUAUUUAUCUUUUCACCAAAAAAAAUUGUUAACAAAAAUUAACUAGGAAAAAAAAAGAAGAUGCUUUCCUUUUGUAGCUUUAUGGCAACGUUCUGGGUUUUAAAGUUUAUAGAAUCUCUUUUUUGACACAUACCAAAGAAGAAGAAGAAGCAUUUUCUCACCGUCGCUACUCUAAUCUCUCUCUCUCUCUUUCCCACCGCCGCAACGGCCAUAGGGUUCCGACCACCCCGACGGUGAACUCGUUUGUCGGUUAUCAAAAAGCCGAGAGCAACGAGUUAGUCGAAACUCGAUCUCUUCAGAUCUGCAUUUUGCCCGAAACCGCAUGUCCAAAUAGUUGAACAAACAACAAACAAACAAAGCUUCCGCUCUCACUUCAAGAUUCCUUUCCAGAAGCUACAUUUCCCACAUCCAAUUUCAUCUUCGCUACCUCUAUUGAUAUGGACCGACGAAGCUGGCCUUGGAAGAAAAAGUCUUCUGAUAAAACAACCCUAGUGGUUGAAUCUGCUGCUGAUACCUCUCAUCCUCAAGUUGAAAAGGACGUUGUUAAGAAGCCAAAGUAUGUCCAAAUCUCUGUGGAGCAGUACACACAUCUCACUAGCCUCGAAGAGCAGAUAAAGACAUACGAUGUUCAGAUUAAGUCCUACGAGAGUCAAGUCGAAGCCUACGAGGAGCGAGUCAAAAGCUUCGAGGAACAGAUCGAAGCGUACGAUGACAAGGUUCAGAGUUACGCUGAACAAGUGGAGACUCUGAACGAGGAGAAAGAAGACUUGAGCGAGAAGCUCACUGCUGCUAACGAGGAGAUAGAUACCAAAGAGGCUUUGGUGAAGCAACACUGCAAAGUCGCUGAAGAUGCUGUGGCGGGCUGGGAGAAAGCCGACGCUGAAGCUUUGACGUUGAAGAACACUUUGGAGUCUGUUACUCUCUCGAAGCUCACGGCUGAAGACCGCGCGGCGCAUUUGGACGGUGCGUUGAAAGAGUGUAUGCGUCAGAUACGGAGCUUGAAGAAAGACCAUGAAGCGAAUCUGCAUGAUCUUGCGUUAAGCAGGAGUAAAGAGAUGGAGAAGCUGACGAUGGAGUUUGAGAAGAGGAUCUCUGAGUAUGAGCAGGAGCUGCUAAGGUCUGGAGCGGAUAGCGAUGCCUUAUCAAGAACCUUACAAGAACGGUCCAACAUGUUGGUGAAAAUCAGCGAGGAGAAGGCACGAGCCGAUGCUGAGAUCGAGACACUGAAGAGCAAUCUAGAAAUGUGCGAAAGGGAGAUAAAGUCUCUCAAGUAUGAAGUCCAUGUAGUGACUAGAGAGCUGGAGAUACGCAACGAAGAGAAGAACAUGUGUAUUAGAUCCGCAGAGGUUGCCAACAAGCAGCACUUGGAAGGAGUUAAGAAGAUAGCUAAGCUGGAAGGAGAGUGUCAGAGACUAAGAAGUCUCGUGAGGAAGAAGCUGCCGGGACCAGCUGCGCUUGCUCAAAUGAAGCUUGAGGUUGAGAGCUUAGGAGGAGGCGGAGACACCAGAGUGAAGAGGUCUCCGAGCAAGGCUUCUAGUCCGGGGAAGUCUCCGAGAGGUUAUUCGUCGUCUGGUUCUGAGUUUUCUGUGGAUAGUUCACAGAAGGUUCAGAAAGAGAAUGAGUUUUUAACAGAACGUUUGCUUGCGAUGGAAGAAGAGACAAAGAUGCUUAAAGAAGCCUUGGCAAAGCGGAAUAAUGAGUUGCUGGAGUCACGGAAUGCUUGUGCUCAGAGCAAUAGUAAGCUUCAGAGCUUGGAAGCUCAACUGCAGCAAAUCAAUUCUCAGAAGAGGAGCAAUCCGUCAAGUUCCAUCUCUGUUUCUGAAGAUGGGAAUGAUGAUUCCGGAAGUUGCAGUGGAACUUUGUCCCAACAACAGAGCAAUAAAGAGAAGGAGAUGGCAGCAUUGGUGAGAGUUGAGAGUGUUAGUAGUCAUGUGGAGCUCAUGGAUGAUUUUCUUGAAAUGGAGAAGUUAGCUUGUUUGCCAAAUCAAUCUAGUAUGGAUUCCAAAGACUCUUCAGGUGAUCAAGAGUUAGAAGUUGCGAAUGUUGAGGCUCAUACCGAAGUUAAAGAUUCCGAUAAAGAUAGUCCAGCAGUGAUGGAAUUUAGGUCUAGAUUAUCAAAGGUUCUUGAAUCUGUAUCUGCUGAUACUGACCUAGGGAAGAUUGUCGAAGAUGUAAAACGCAUUUUACAAGAUGUGAAUGCUUGUAUGGACCAGGACAAGCCUUCUGAUGCGCAGGUUCAUCCUGAAGAAGAGGCAGUCAACCAAGAUUUGAAAACAGCUGUUUCUCGGAUUCAUGAGUUUGUUUUGUUGCUAAGAAAAGAGGUAAGGGCAGGUGAGGACACUGUGACCGAAGGAAAUGAUUUCGUCGAACUGAUUGAUGGCUUUUCCAUCACGUACAACCAUGUUUUAAGCGGUCAUCAAAAUUUGGACGACUUUGUAUCGGAUCUUGCUAAUGUUUUCAACGAGGCCAUGGAGCUAAAGGUAACUUUUAAGGGCCUUGCUCCCUCAGAGGUUGAAGUUGUGAGUCCAGAUUGCAUAGACAAAGUUGCAUUGCCGGAGAGCAAGGCUGUAGCCAAAGAAAUAUAUCAAAACGGAUGCGUCAACAACGAGCCAGAGGUUCCCUGUGAUGAGAACAGAGUUUUGAGGUAUGAGUCAGAGUCCACGUUAGAGGAAAUAGAAGAACUGAAAUCAGAAAAGGAAAAGAUGGCAGCGGAUAUAGAGGAGCUGAAGUGUCAGUUACAAGAAUCAGAGAAGAUGUUAGGUGAGAUUAGAUCACAGCUAGAUUCUGCUCAGAGGUCAAACAGCUUGGCCGAUACGCAACUCAGAUGUAUGACUGAGUCAUAUAGAUCACUUGAAACACGCGCAGCUGAUCUAGAGAUUGAUGUGAACCAGCUUAAGGAAAAGGUAAGGAGUUUAGAGGAUGAGCUUGAGGAUGAAAAACGCAACCACCAAGGAGCGAUUAUGAAGUGCCAUGAACUUGAAGAACAUAUUCAAAGAAGUAAGGACACUUCUUUGGUUGCUGUAGAGGACGAAGAAGCUGAUAACAAGACCAAACAGGAGAGAGAGUUAACUGCAGCAGCAGAGAAGUUAGCAGAGUGUCAAGAAACCAUAUUUGUGUUGGGGAAGCAGCUGAAGUCAUUACGGCCACCAGAAAGACAGAGUGAGUCCUAUUCUGAGGAUGAACUAGGCACCAAGAACUAUGCCGUAGACGAAGAAGAUUUAGCUGACAAUUGGGUUAACGAGGUCCCUAGAUCUAUGGAAUCUCCUAAUUGUCCUUCUGACUCAGAGACUAGUGAGUUAAUGACAUCGCCAUCACGAGUGGGUUCAAGGCUCUCAAGGUCAGGCUCAUCUGGUAAUCCGACACCAGAAAAAGCUUCUAGAGGAAUCAGUAGGUUCUUCUCCACCAAAUCAGGAUAUUAGCUUUGAAAUAAAAGAGAGAAGAAGAAGAAGCUGUGUGUAAGUGUAUGACGAAUUGUGAUCAAAUAACUCAAGGAGAAUACUUUCAUGUGGACUCUUUUUAUCAGUUUUACAUUACCCCUUUUUGUCGAACGACGUGUGCAUUUUGAUGUUGGUGUUUUGUUAUUUGAACCAAUCAAGGAAGGAUGUAGCAAUGUGCAUCUUUUACCAACAAAGAAAAAAAUUGUAUUCGAAAAAAUUCUGAACCUUACCCAACUAAAGUGGACAGUGAAAGCAUGUUGAAA